AUGAAUCCAUCAGAAACCCAGGUUCAGCCCAACAUGAUUACUACAGCAACAUCGACAGCAAAUACGACCACCAUCAACUGUACAGCUUGUCAUCAACAGCUCGAAGGCAACUUUGCACGCGCCCUGGAUGGUGCUUUUCACUGGAACUGUUUUCUUUGCAUAGAUUGCAAUGAACCAGUGGCCGAAAAAUUCUUUCCCAUCGAAUUUGAAGACGGUAUUCAAAAACCACUGUGUGAAAGAGAUUAUUUCAAAAGACUCAAUUUAGCCUGUGAUAAUUGUGGAGACGCAUUGCGAGGAUCAUACAUCACAGCAGUUGGAAAGAAGUUUCAUUUGGAGCAUUUCUGUUGCAGUAUUUGCUCUGUGGUCUUUGGUCCCGAUGACUCUUACUACGAGUACGAUAACAAUGUGUAUUGUCAUUACCAUUAUUCGAUCCAGUUUGCCAUCAAAUGCAUCGGCUGUGAAACUGCUAUCCUCAAACAAUUUGUAGAAAUCAAUAGAAAUAACGUAGAUGAACAUUGGCAUCCGGAAUGCUACAUGAUUCACAAGUUUUGGAAUGUCAAAUUAGCACAGUCUUUUGGACAAGAUGAUUCCACCACAACUCUUGAUCUCAGCCUAAUGACCUCUGACGAACUCAAGGAAACGCAGACUAUCAUGGAAGAAAAAGUGUAUCGAAUUUGGACAGUGUUAUCAGCAUUCGAAGAAUCUGCUGCUGGCUGUAUAUCAGAUAUGCUGCUACAUGUCUCUGAGGGAAGCUAUGCGGAUGGUGUUAAAAUGGCAGACUAUUUUGUGACACAUGUCGAUGUUUUGUUUACUGCCAUUGACGAUCUCGCUGACCAUUACCACAAACAGACCAAGGAAGAACUGUUUUACGACCGAGAAUCCAGCAUGUUGUGCAAAAAGGUAUCCAAUUUCUUCUCUCUUCUGUCUCAUACACAAGAAAGUGGUCUUCGUAAAAUUGGCAUCACACAGGACUUGCUCUCGCUGGUGACUGGACUGGCUCAUUAUCUCAAAGUGCUGAUCCGCAUCGGCUUGACAGGCGCAUUGAAGCUGGAAAAGAAGAACGACACCAAAUCUGUAGCUAUCAGCCGUUUCUUGAGUCAGUUGAUGGAAUUAGCAAACAAAAAGCGUCAAUAUUUGCAUGAAGCGGAUUACACGAUAUCAUCUGAUCUGUGUCAGUUUUGUAGAAAGGCUUGUGAAGAUGCUUGUUUCAGAUACAAGACGCACCUCUGGCAUGAUCAGUGCUUUGCUUGUACACAGUGUUGCUCUCCACUUCGACUGGAAUACAAAGAUGCCUGGAUUCAGCAGCAAACCUUGACGAUUACCUGCAAAAAGUGUAUUUCUAGCAACAAAGACGGUUAUUCUCAAGGCGUGGAAUAUGUGUCCAAGUUGAAGCAGUCGUCCUUCUUAUUGCGUGUGGCAUUGCGACGCUUGUACAGCUUGUUGAACGUGCCAGAUCCCAUGGUGGCAUACUAUGGCCAGCCUGUUGAACAGUCUCAGCAUCAGCACCAGCAACCUCUCCAAAUACAGACACAGCCGCCUCAACAGCAACAACAGCAACAACAGCAACAGCAACCACCUGUCAAGCAGCAAGUGCCAGCUCAGCAACCACCUCUGCCUCAAGUGCCUCAAGAUGCUCACAAUGAAGAGAUCCAUCUGAACGAUAUCAAACGCAUGAAAUCCACCCACAUGAAUCGCAAGAUUACCAACUCACAUCGUGUAGGUAAACGCUCCACAUUGAUGGAGACGCCCAGCCCAACCACCGCAUUCGUGACCAACAAGACGGAUGAAAACAACAGCAUCCACAGCAGUCGACCUCACAGUUUGACAUCUUCGAUAAAGCGAUCCUCAUUGAACGAGUUGGAAGGGGAUUUGUCUCAAAUGAGUGUGAGCAGUGCAACUCGAUUAUACACACACAAAUAUACCAAAUCAGUACCCAAGGCCAAGAGUUUCUACUUUGCGGAAUUGGGAGCAUUACAACACUUUAUGCUGAAACACAUUGCCGUGCUUUACCUGGAUGAGAUUCUGAACGACCAUUUUACAUUGGAGGAGUUGGCUGAUUUGAUUGACGAUAGAAAGAACUCGACCUUGUGGGGUAAGUUCGUUACCAGCUUAAAGGCGGGUGGUAAUAAAAAGGUGCCUCGGGCCAAAGAGGGAACGUUUGGCGUGCCUAUUGAUACGCUAGUCGAAAAGAAUGGUAUUGAAUCCAAUUUAGGCGUGGGGCCUACGCGCAUCAUCAAAAUCCCAUCGUUCAUUGACGACAGUAUUUCAGCCAUGAAGCAAAUGGACAUGUCUGUGGAGGGUAUCUUUCGUAAGAAUGGUAAUAUCCGUCGACUGAGAGAGCUGAGUGAGGAGAUUGACAAGAACCCCAAUUCUGUGCAAUUCUUGAACGAAACACCUAUUCAAGUGGCCGCAUUGAUCAAAAAGUUCUUGAGAGAGCUGCCUGAUCCGUUACUGACGUACAGAUUGCAUCGACUGUUCAUUACUGCCCAAAAGUUGGACUCGGAAGCAGAUCGAAAGCGUGUGACACAUUUGGCUUGCUGUCUCUUGCCCAAAGCAAAUCGCGAUACCAUGGAAGUCUUGUUCACAUUCAUGAAAUGGGUAUCCCAAUUCGCUGAUGAUGCUGGGGGAGGUGGCAGUAAAAUGCACACAGCCAAUUUAGCCACCGUCAUUGCGCCCAACAUUCUGUAUUCCAAGAGCAAAGACCCCAUCAAAGACGAAUCCUUCCAUGCUAUCGAGUGCGUCACGAUCAUGAUCCAAAACGCCGAAGAAUUUGCCACUGUGCCUGAAGAUUUCAUCCCCUUAUUGCAGAAUCUAUCUUAUGAAGAAGGCGACAUGGAGCUGAACGUGCGACACAUUUUGAAAAAGUGCGAAGUGGUCAUGAAGAUGAGACGAUCUAAAUCUGCCGCUGCAGGACUCCCUGUCCCACCUCAAUUGCCAAGACAGCACUCUUCACCAGCGACAGUGACCACCUCAAGCAGCAGUAAUGCUGACUAUCCAUCCUACCCUCCCAUGGAACAACCAGCAGAAACAACACAGCAACCACAGACACAGCAAAACUAUUACCUGUCAUCAUCACCACAAAACACUGUGUUUGAUGAGCCCAAAGAAGGUCUUGCUCCACCUACAGUGCCUCCCAUCAUCCGAUCUCAAUCAUCCACUCAAUUGAAUGCAAAUGAAGGAGGCAAUCUCUUGGUAAAAGAACUGAUUCAGUAG
Mucor velutinosus is the source of this 3213-nucleotide messenger RNA. RefSeq names its product Endocytosis and vacuole integrity protein (gene MON2). The record is from RefSeq and is a predicted model, not a curated record. The transcript is spliced from 7 exons. Bases 1 to 3213 code for a protein of 1070 amino acids. Gene Ontology annotation, biological process: signal transduction. Lineage: Eukaryota; Fungi; Mucoromycota; Mucoromycetes; Mucorales; Mucoraceae.